This is a messenger RNA of Oryzias latipes (Japanese medaka), 4047 nucleotides long. RefSeq names its product eukaryotic translation initiation factor 4, gamma 2b (gene eif4g2b). Lineage: Eukaryota; Metazoa; Chordata; Actinopteri; Beloniformes; Adrianichthyidae. Gene Ontology annotation, cellular component: eukaryotic translation initiation factor 4F complex. The record is from RefSeq and is a predicted model, not a curated record. Gene Ontology annotation, molecular function: mRNA binding; translation initiation factor activity; protein binding.
UUGCUAGCCAGUUAAAACUGUCGAUCAGACUGCAAGUACAGUGUUGCAAAGUGUAUUUACACGGCUGGUUUUCUGUUUGAAGAGCUCUUGACAACAACUGCAAAACCCAAUAUUCCUUCAUUGAUAUUUUUUUCUCCUUUUGUUGUCACAGAGCAAAUCAAAACUGAAGUUGCUUUAGUGAAGCCCCGUUCCCCUCCCCAUCCCCUUCUAUUAUUCUUAUUCUUUCGAGGAUUCUUCAUUGUCAAGCCGCCAAAGUGGAGAGUGCGAUUGCAGAAGGGGGUGCUUCUCGUUUCAGUGCUUCUUCGGGGGGAGGAGGUGGUAGGGGUGCACCUCAGCACUAUCCCAAGACUGUCGCCAACAGCGAGUUCCUGGGGAAAACCCCAGGGCAAAGCGCUCAGAGAUGGGUUCCUUCACGAAGCACUAGACGAGAUGCCAACUCCAGCAACGAAAAAGAGAGACACGAUGCAAUCUUCAGGAAAGUGAGGGGCAUACUCAACAAACUCACGCCUGAGAAGUUUGACAAGCUAUGCCUUGAGCUCCUGAAUGUGGGCGUAGAUUCAAAACUCGUCCUUAAAGGAGUCAUCUUGCUGAUUGUAGACAAAGCCCUAGAAGAGCCCAAGUAUAGCUCGCUCUAUGCUCAGCUAUGUCUGCGCUUGGCAGAGGACGCACCAAACUUUGACGGCCCUUCAACUGAGAUCCAAACAUCCCAAAAGCAGAGCACAACCUUCAGGAGACUGCUGAUUUCCAAGCUUCAAGAUGAAUUUGAAAACCGCGCCAGAAAUGUUGAAAUCUAUGACAAACAUGACAACCCUCUUACUUCUGAGGAGGAGGAGCAGCAUGCCAUCGCCAAGAUCAAAAUGCUUGGCAACAUUAAAUUCAUCGGGGAACUUGGCAAACUGGACCUCAUUCAUGAAUCUAUCCUUCAUAAGUGCAUCAAAACACUUUUGGAAAAGAAGAAGAGGGUCCAGCUUAAGGAUAUGGGGGAGGAUCUGGAAUGCCUCUGUCAGAUAAUGAGAACAGUGGGGCCGAGACUCGACCAUGAGAAAGCAAAGUCUUUAAUGGAUCAGUACUUUGGCCGUAUGCGAUCCUUAAUGAACAACAAGGAGUUGCCUGCUAGGAUCCGCUUCCUGCUGCAAGACACGGUGGAACUGCGUGAAAACAACUGGGUCCCUCGUAAGGCUUUCAUUGACAACGGACCAAAGACGAUCAACCAGAUCCGUCAGGAUGCAGUGAAGGACUUGGGCGUUUUCAUACCGGCACCCAUGUCUCAGGGGAUGAGGAUGGACUUCUUCCUGGAAAGCCCCUUCUUGCCGAACAGAAUGAAACUGGACAGGGAAUCCCUUGGAGGUUUGGCUGAUAUGUUUGGACAGAUGCCAGGUAGUGGGAUUGGAACUGGUCCAGGGGUCAUUCAGGACAGGUUUUCGCCCACCAUGGGGCGCCAUCGCACCAACCCGCUAUUCAACGGCCACAGCAGCCACAUCGCCCCUCCUCCGCAGUCACAGUUUGAUAUGGGGCCUAAGUCCUUUGUCAAGUCCAGUCAGGUGCAGAACCAGCAUUUUCUUAGCCAGAACCAGAACCACACGACCCAGCAGCAGGUGCAGUCCAAGGACAUGCCUCCACGCUUCAGCAAGAAAGGACAGCUAAAUGCCGAUGAGAUCAGCCUCAGGCCUGCACAGUCAUUCCUGCUUAACAAGAACCAGGUGCCCAAGCUCCAACCCCAAAUCCCGACAAUGAUGCCUCCCAGCGCUCAGCCGCCUCGCACUCAAACCCCCCCCCUCGGACAGCCUCCCCAGCUUGGCCUGAAGACCAACCCUCCACCCAUUCAAGAGAAACCUCCGAAGACCAACAAGAAACCGCCUCCUGCCAAGGAGGAACUCCUGAAAAUGACGGAGGGAAUCAUGACCGAGUACCUGAACUCCAAGAACCUGACUGAGGCUGUGAUCAGCGUGCGAGACAUGAAGGCGCCGAAGCAUUUCCUGCCAGAGAUGCUGAGUAAGAUCGUCUUCUUUUCCUUGGACCGCUCUGAUGAGGAUAAGGAGCAUGUCAGCACCUUAAUUCACACUCUCCGCACUGAGGGGCUCAUCUCUGGAGAGAACUUCAUGCAGGCUUUCCUCCAUGUCCUGGACCAGUGCCCGAAGAUCGAGGUGGACGUGCCCCUGGUGAAGUCCUACCUGGCCCAGUUUGCAGGCCGGGCCAUCAUCGCGGAGUUGGUGAGCCUAGCGGAGCUAGCUCACCCACUGGAGAACGGCACCCACUUCCCCCUCUUCCUGCUCUGCCUGCAGCAGGUGGCUAAGUUAAAAGACCGCGAGUGGCUCACUGACCUCUUCCAGCAGAGCAAGGUCAACAUGCAGAGGAUGCUUCCAGAAAUCGACCAAAACAAGGACCGCAUGCUGGAGAUUCUUGAGGGAAAGGGCCUGAGCUUCCUGUUUCCGCUGCUGAAGCUGGAGAAAGAGCUGCUGAAGCAAAUAACGGCAGACCCGUCUCCACAGUCCAUCUACAAGUGGAUCAAGGACAAUAUCUCCCCCAAGCUGCACACUGACAAAGGUUUCGUCAACAUCCUCAUGACAAGUUUCCUGCAGUACAUCCACCAGGAGCUGUGCAUGGCGGAGGGUGACGACCCGCUGACGGCCCCCUCCAAAGAGCAGCUGGAGCAGGAGAAGAAUCUGCUGCUGGCCUUCAAGCCCGUCAUGCAGAAGUUCCUGCACGACCACACUGAGCUGCAGGUCAGCGCCCUCUACGCUUUGCAAGUGCACUGCAACGCCAGUGGCUUCCCCAAAGGCAUGCUGCUGCGCUACUUUGUCCACUUCUACGACAUGGAGAUCAUUGAAGAAGAAGCCUUCCUGGCAUGGAAAGAAGACAUCGCGCAAGAAUUCCCUGGAAAAGGAAAAGCAUUGUUCCAGGUAAACCAGUGGCUCACCUGGCUGGAGACGGCAGAGGAGGAGGAGUCGGACGACGACGCAGACUGAGAAACCCGCCAUGUUUAGCUUGACCUCUUCCUGGAUUUAGGCUUUCUGUUGAUCACCCUGAAGUUAACCACUCGAGUGGCUGCUGGCGCUCUAACCUAAAGCUUACGUGUAGAACCUCGUGUGUGUGUGUGUGUGUGUGUGUGUGUGUGUGUGUGUGGACGGCAGAGGGGGAGCAGUCGCCUCCGAGCUCUUCAUCAAUGUCAUGAAUUUGUGAAAUGUAGAGUAGUUAAAGUGUUUUUCUUCGAACUCCAGGUUUGUUUGCGUUGUCAUGUUGAUGCAUGUGCUUCCCCCCCUUCAGCGGGUUGGGGCGGGUGUGCCCCCUCCCCUCCCCGGUAGAGGACCGACUCAUUUCGGAGAGGAUCCUCAUUCAAAGUAGUCCCAGCAUGUAGGCGCCAACGAGAACACGUGCUUCACGCUUUUGAGCGUUUUCUCCCCCCAAACUUGAAGAAGGUCCUGCCUCCAGCUGCUGGCAGGUCAGAACAUGUAAGGAAAAGGCCGAAAAUGAAGCAUUAACCUGUGAAACCUUCACAACAAAUGUGUUGAACCACAGUUUUCUUUCUGGUCACGCUGAGCAUCUUGGUCAUCUCCUCCUCAUUACGAGUCGUUGCAAUAAUCCUUCGUUGUUACAAUAUUUAGAAGACGUGUGGUGGAUGUGCUUCACAGACGCCGUGUUUCUACCUCUGACACGGGCUGUUUAGGCUUCCUGCUGUGAGGAACAGAGAAUUGAAGGCUAUUCAACCGCCAUGGUCAAGUUGUGUUGUUGUUUUUUCCCUUUUCCAGCAUGAAAGCAAGACGUUUUUAGGGAGGCUUCUGGUUGUUUGCAAGUAGGACAACAUCCAGCAGAUUCUUGCAGAAAUGCACCAAUGAAAUUGCUGUUGUUCUAAAUUUGGACCAAUUAUUGUCCUGGCUUCAGAAAAUAAGAUGAUUGAUCAUGAGAUGAAGUGUACAUCAAAAAGCCUGUAACUGAUCCUGAAUUGAAUAAACAUUUGACCCUAAACCUGUGUGUUUGGAUAAGACAGUGGAUUUUCCUGAUUUCUGUUCACCUCUUGCUUAAAUGUCAAUAAAGUCCAACACAUGAGCA